AUGGCCCCUAAGUUUCCUCACCGUAAAAUCGGAGACAGCCUUGUCUCUGCCAUAGGCCUGGGAUGUAUGGGCAUGUCCCUCCCAGUCUCGACCGGUAGAAACGACGAAGAAUGUCUGAAGGUGCUCACCCGAGCGGCCGACAUGGGAAUCAAUUUUUGGGUGACCUCGGACUCCUACGGGCCAGAGGCCAACGAAGAGCUCAUCGGCCGGUGGCUCAAGGAAACGGGACGACGAGAUGAAAUAUUCCUCUGCACGAAAUUUGGCCCCAGGAUUGUCGACGGCAAACCCGUGGUCUCUGGCAAGCCGGAGGACGUGAAGCAAGCCUGCGAAGCCAGUCUCAAGCGACUGCACACAGACCACAUCGAUCUCUACUCCCAGCAUCGCGUUGACCUGCAGACGCCCAUCGAAAUCACAGUCAAAGCCAUGGCUGAGUUGAAGAAAGAGGGCAAAGUUCGGCACCUUGGCCUCUCUGAAUGUUCGGCGCGGACGUUGAGUAGGGCUUGCGCGGUCCACGAGAUAGCAGCGGCGGAGAUGGAGUUCUCGCCUUUCGCGCUGGAGAUCGAGUCACCCGAGACCAAAUUUCUCGACACAGCGCGGGACUUGGGCGUCAAGAUUGUGGUCUACUCUCCUCUGGGCCGUGGCUUUUUGACUGGCGCGAUUAAGAGCCGGGCUGACUUCGACCCAAUGGACCCGCGCAUCAUGUUUCCUCGGUUUGCGGAAGAGAACUUCUCUAGGAAUCUCAAGCUUGUAGGCCUAUUUGAGGACAUGGCGAAGGAGAAAGGGUGUACUCCGGGCCAGGUUGCUCUUGCUUGGGUUCUGUCUCAAGGCGAUGAUUUCAUUCCGAUUCCCGGCACCAAGCACGUGAAGUACUUGGAGGAGAAUGCUGGCGCAGUCAACGUUGACUUCUCCAAAGGUGACGAUGAGAGAAUCAGGAAGGCCAUUGAAGCCAUCGGUGGUGCAAAGGGGUCUCGUUAUCCGGGCGCGUUUGCGGCCGUGUGCUUUGCCGAUAGUCCAGAACUUGACAACGAAUGA
Molecule: messenger RNA, 1032 nt
Organism: Cladophialophora yegresii CBS 114405
Lineage: Eukaryota; Fungi; Ascomycota; Eurotiomycetes; Chaetothyriales; Herpotrichiellaceae
Exons: 2
Coding region: 1-1032 (343 amino acids)
Cellular component (GO): cytoplasm
Source: RefSeq, a predicted model, not a curated record